Molecule: messenger RNA, 2523 nt
Organism: Stegastes partitus (bicolor damselfish)
Lineage: Eukaryota; Metazoa; Chordata; Actinopteri; Pomacentridae
Gene: l3mbtl1
Product: L3MBTL histone methyl-lysine binding protein 1
Exons: 21
Coding region: 1-2523 (840 amino acids)
Biological process (GO): negative regulation of DNA-templated transcription
Cellular component (GO): nucleus
Molecular function (GO): chromatin binding; zinc ion binding; histone binding
Source: RefSeq, a predicted model, not a curated record
AUGAGUGCCAAAGUGAACAUGGAGGCUCCAUCCAAAGAACCCGACUGCACCCCCAUGGAGCCGUCGUCCUCGUCUCCCAGCGAGACCAUCCUCAUCUGUGGGACCGACAGCGUGGCCAAGAAGGCUCGACCCCAGACCCACACCACUACCACCACCACCACCACAGCUCUCCUCCUGCCAGCUCCUGGCCAUCAGAAAGUGGAGGUGACUCCAGCUGUUGCCGUGGGAAACCCAGGUAAAGGCGGCCGGGCCAAUGAGAUCGCUACGCCCGCCCUGACAGCACAGGUGGGCGGGGCUUGUAGCAUCGUCCACGUCCUGGAGUGGAAGGAGGGGAUGGCCAUCCUGCCCAGUAGCAACCUCAAGUUCUGUGUGAGUGACGUAGGAACUCUGAGCACGCUGAUCACCCCGGGGACCACCGGCAGCACCGCUGAACCAGCAGCAGGGACUUCUGGGAGAUCUACUGACGCAGAAAAAGCUCCAGACAAGCCAGAUGUGUCGGCUGCCGUCAGCGCUGUGAGAGCUGCAGCUGUGGAGCCAGAGAGGUUAGUGCCAGUCAAACCCGAGGUCCAGGUCGGACCGGGACAGCAGAACCACGAUCCCAGAGCUCAGAGGAGCUACGCAGAGGAGCUACGCAGGGACCCGAUCACUGACAAGAGGAGCGUGGAGAAGGUUCCAGCAGGCGGCAGGGUCUCCUCCCUGAACCCCGACCACCUGAAACCCAUGAGGAAGAGGAAGAGGAAGGAGUACCUGAGUCCGUCUGAGGAAGACUCUGACAUCGAGGGCACGGACGAGAAAAUAGACGAUUCGAAAGCAGACAGCCGACACAUCAGAGGAGGAGGAGACAGCAAGACGGAGCAGUGGACGUGGACUCAGUAUCUGGAGGAAACCAAAACUGUUGCUGCUCCCAACAAGCUUUUCCAGGAGUCCCAGAGAGUGCCGACGGUGAAGAACGGCUUCAAACAGGGGAUGAAACUGGAAGGCAUCGACCCGCAGCAUCCAUCCAUGUACUUCGUCCUCACUGUGGCCGAGGUCUGUGGUUACCGGCUGAGGCUCCAUUUUGAUGGCUACUCCGACUGUCACGACUUCUGGGUGAACGCCAACUCGCCUGACAUCCACCCCGCAGGCUGGUGUGAGAGCACAGGACACAAACUACACACUCCCAAAGGUUGUAAAGAGGAGGAGUUUACUUGGACCAACUACCUGAGAAUGACUAAAGCACAAGUGGCUCCCAAAGAAGUGUUUGCGAGUCCUGGCAGGAUGGAUGUGAAGUGUGGUUUCGAGACAGGAAUGAAGCUGGAGGCCGUCGACCGCAUGAAUCCCUCCCUCAUCUGUGUAGCAACCGUCACUGAUGUGGUGGACGACCGCUUCUUGGUUCAUUUUGACAACUGGGACGACACGUACGACUACUGGUGUGAUGCCAGCAGUCCGUACAUUCACCCGAUUGGUUGGUGCCAGGAGAGGAACCUCCCUCUAACCCCACCCCAAGAUUACCCAGACCAGGGCCGGUUCUCCUGGUCUCGGUACCUGGAGGAGACUGGCUCCAAGGCGGUGGCUGCAGACGCCUUUAAAGUGCGAGCAGCACACAGCUUCCAGCCUCAGAUGAAACUGGAGGCUGUAGACAAGAGAAGUCCUGGUCUGAUCAGAGUGGCCACAGUGGAGGAAGUGGAGACUCAUCGCAUUAAGGUCCAUUACGACGGCUGGAGUCACGUCUACGAUGAGUGGAUGGACUCAGAUCACCCAGACAUCCAUCCAGCAGGCUGGUGUGAGGCCACUGGUCACCCGCUCAAAGUUGCUCCACGGGACGCCAAAACACAGCAACUACACGGCGUGAGGGAACCUCCUACUACAGGCCAGUCCACCUACCCCUCCUCUGUUCCCUGUAAACCCAUCAGCCACCCCAGAACCAACAAGUACAGCUUCCACAACAGGAAGUGUCCGACUCCUGGUUGUGACGGUUCAGGUCAUGUGACCGGUCGCUUCACCGCCCAUCACUGCAUAUCCGGCUGCCCGUUGGCUGAGCGUAACCAGGGCAGGCUGAAGGCCGACCUGUCCGACUCAGAGUGCAAGAGAAACCUCUUUUUUGGCCAGAGGGCCAAGAAGAAUCACUACCGUGGCAGGAUUGGUCGUCCUCCCAAAUACAGAAAGAACCAGCAGAGAGACUACCAGAACAUGUCCUCAGAGGGAGUGUAUCCGUCGCUGUUCAUGUCGGCUCUGAGCGGUCAGUCAGACCGGACUCUGUCUCUCUGCUGGGAGCAGCACUGUAAGCUGCUGCCCGGCGUUCAGGGCAUUCACGCCAGCCAGGUGGCAGCAUGGAGCGUUGAAGAGGUCUUCAGGUUUGUUCAGAAUUUGAUCGGCUGUGAAGAACAGGCUCGGCUCUUCAAAGAAGAGAUGAUUGACGGGGAGGCGUUCCUGCUGCUGACCCAGACCGACAUCGUGAAGAUCAUGAGCAUCAAGCUGGGCCCGGCCCUCAAGAUCUCCAACGCCAUCCUCAUGUUCAAGAGCACAGACGAGGGACUCAAGUGA